CCAAGAGAUAUUCUCUUCCCGAGCAAACUCAGUUGUUCCAAAGUCAUCUCAGCAUCUCUCAGAGAUCCAUCUGACCUCGACGCGAUAAGCUUCAAAGCAUCCUUAUCGAUCUCCAAAUCCUCCUUACUCGCAAUCCACUGCAAAAACUUCUGGCACCUGGAUAUUAUAACAUGUGGCAAGGCCUCAAAACUCGAGCAGACGAGUACAAAAACGACCCUCCUCGGGGCCCGAUCAGUAGCCUUCAAAACCGCACUCCAACAUUCUGAAGACAAAGUAUCACACUCGUCAAAUAUCAACACCUUACCGAGACUGAGACUGAGACCUGGUGGGCCCCACCAUUUUGUCAAGAAGGUCAACCAAUCUCUCAAAGUCAACAUUGCUGACCGGGCCUAUUUCCCUCACGUUUCGGUCCCUUGCGCACGAGCUGCAGAGCCCGCAGGGCUUCGGAUGCUCCAAAGAGUGGCAGUUCAAAGCUCGGGCGAAUAUUCGCGCGCACGAAGUUUUACCUGUCCCGUGGGGCCCGUGGAAAAGAUACAUAAGCCCGAUUUUCCUUUUAAUAAUAGCGUUCGAGAGAGCCUGCACGAC
Striga asiatica is the source of this 585-nucleotide messenger RNA. The record is from the annotation of a GenBank genome assembly. Lineage: Eukaryota; Viridiplantae; Streptophyta; Magnoliopsida; Lamiales; Orobanchaceae.